Messenger RNA from Aphanomyces astaci, 380 nucleotides. RefSeq lists its product as hypothetical. The coding region runs from base 45 to 305 and encodes 86 amino acids. The transcript is spliced from 3 exons. The record is from RefSeq and is a predicted model, not a curated record. NCBI's taxonomy places the organism in Eukaryota, Oomycota, Saprolegniomycetes, Saprolegniales, Verrucalvaceae. Gene Ontology annotation, biological process: protein import into mitochondrial intermembrane space. Gene Ontology annotation, cellular component: mitochondrial intermembrane space. Gene Ontology annotation, molecular function: zinc ion binding.
ACGACUUAUAAAUAGACGUGUCGGUCAUUCGUCGGCACGCACACAUGUGCAAGCACAUUAUCAAUGUCCAGGUAGCGUUUCGAGCGCCAUGCUGUAAGCGAUGGUUCGACUGCACGGAAUGCCAUUUUGAAAUGGCCGAUCAUCCCAUCGCCUCGUCUCCUGAAAUGGCAUUUGCGUGCAAGCAAUGCAAAAAGUGUUUCCGCAAGAUUAUGAGUCAUUUCUCAGAGGAAGACGAGUAUUGUCCCCUUUGCAACAACCACUUUGUCGUCAAAGCAGAGCGACCGACAGCGCUGUCGUUGGCAUAGACGAUAAAACCGUUCGAGUAAUACCGGCGUUAGAUCUACAAUGCUUUGCCUUUGCUCUAUAUGAGCGACGACGUG